AUGCAUCGGGUGCAGAAGACCAAUGGACUCUUAAAGAGAAUCGAAAUGCUUUUUCAAGAAUCUUGUAAGUUCCGACCCCGGAUACUUAUUGAUGUGAGCAAAAUAGAUUUGACCACAACGGUUUUGGGCUUCAAGAUUUCAAUGCCCAUCAUGAUCGCACCUACGGCUAUGCAGAAAAUGGCUCACCCUGAUGGAGAGUAUGCAACAGCAAGAGCAGCGGCAGCUGCUGGAACGAUCAUGACAUUGUCCUCAUGGGGUACUUCCAGUGUCGAGGAGGUUGCUUCAACUGGUCCUGGUGUUCGUUUCUUUCAACUCUAUGUGUAUAAAGACAGGAACAUCGUUACUCAUCUGGUAAAACGAGCUGAAAAGGCUGGUUUCAAGGCUAUUGUCCUUACUGUCGAUACUCCAAGACUUGGCCGAAGGGAGUCUGAUAUCAAGAACAGAUUUGCUCUGCCACAAAAUCUGACGUUGAAGAACUUCGACGGAUUAAAUCUUGGCAAGCUAGAUAAGACAGAUGACUCUGGAUUAGCUUCAUAUGUUGCUGGCCAAGUAGACCGGUCUCUUAAUUGGAAGGACGUCAAGUGGCUGCAAUCGAUAACCCCGUUACCUAUUCUAGUGAAGGGUGUCUUAACUGCCGAGGAUGCAAGGAUCGCAGUGCAAUCCGGAGUAGCAGGAAUUAUCGUGUCAAACCAUGGGGCUCGACAACUUGAUUAUGUCCCUGCAACUAUUGUGGCUUUAGAAGAGGUCGUGCAAGCCACUCAACACAGAGUUCCGGUAUUUCUUGACGGUGGCGUGCGGCGUGGGACAGAUGUCUUCAAAGCAUUGGCUCUUGGAGCAUCCGGCGUAUUUAUUGGUCGACCAGUGGUGUACGCGUUGGCGGUAGACGGUGAGGCGGGUAUCAGGAAGACUCUUCAAAUGUUGCAUGAUGAACUUGAGCUCACGCUGGCGUUAAGUGGGUGUCGUUCCCUAGCGGAGAUAACCCGCAACCAUAUCACGGCACCAUGGGACCCGCCUCGUGUCGCUUCUAAGCUGUAGGAUGCAUAUUUAUAUGGAAGUUUACGGUUAGAAAGGUUAUGGUUUGCGAGGUAGCUUAUGUUCGAUGUUGUAUGAACUAGCGUCUUUCGAUUCAUUUAUGAAUAAAAAUUGGCUCAAUCAAGUCAAGUCUACUUUUCUCGAAAGAUCCGAUGUUUGUUUCUUA
Messenger RNA from Cynara cardunculus var. scolymus (artichoke), 1198 nucleotides. RefSeq names its product (S)-2-hydroxy-acid oxidase GLO1-like. Gene Ontology annotation, molecular function: FMN binding; oxidoreductase activity. Bases 1 to 1035 code for a protein of 344 amino acids. The transcript has 11 exons. The record is from RefSeq and is a predicted model, not a curated record. Lineage: Eukaryota; Viridiplantae; Streptophyta; Magnoliopsida; Asterales; Asteraceae.